CACCACCACCAACAACAACAACAACAACAGCAUCACCACGACGACCAUCACCACCAUCACCGCGACCUCCACCAACAACAAUACCAGCAACAACAACACCAUGAUGACGAUCAUCACCACAACAACGACAACCAGCAUCACCACCACCACCACCAACAACAACAACACCACGAUGACGAUGACGACCACCACCACCACCAUCAACAACAACAACAACAAUUGAAUCAUUUAUUAUAUUCAUCUAUGAAUUCAAAGAUAUUUAUUUGUUCAAUAUGUCAAAUGGAAACAAUCAAUUUUUAUAUGUUUGUUCAACAUAUGUCUAUACAUUUUAAUCAAUCCAAUUUAGAUCCAUUUCAAAAAAGGGAUCAUUUGAAUCAAUCAAUGAAUGAAUUUAAUAAUUAUAAAUUAUUAUGUAAUAUAUGUAAUCAUUUAUUGAAUUUUAAUCAAUUUAUUGAUUUAAUGAUUCAUUUACAAAAUAAACAUAUGAUAACUGAUUAUCGUUGUAAUGGAUGCGAAGAAACAUUUACGGAUCAAAUUCAAUGUCUUAUACAUAUUCUAUAUCAUCAUAUUACAACAACAAAAUCAACCAUCCAGGAUGAUAAUGAUGAUCAUGAUGAUACUACUAUUAGCCUAAACACUAGUAGUAGUAGUAGUAGUAGUAGUAGUCGUAGUAACAGUGGUAGUCAUAGUAAUACUAUUACUAAUCAUGAUCAUAACACAAAGAAAUCCAUUUCAUUCAAUGAAAAUGCCACAUGUAAAUAUCAAUACUUAAAUAGUACUCAUGACAAUGAUAUGAAAUUACAUAAUAUAAGUGCAAAUUCUGAUCACAUAUACACCAAUAAUCAUUCAUUAUCAAAUAGACAAGAAAAUGUUAAACUAGAUUCAACUACUACUACUAAUAAUAAUCAUCCGAUAAUCAAUGAAAGUAGUAUAAAUACAUUGGAUAUAAAUUAUCCUUAUCAUAUACAAUCAUUCAUUCAUUUUCUUACAAUGUUAUGUUGGCCUAAUUUAUGGUCUAUUAAUUGGAUACAAUCUGAUAUAGAUGGUAUAUUAAAGAAACAUUUGAAUAAUGAUUUAAAUCAAGAUCAUAUGAAUGUGAUAUCAAACAUGGAUGAGUAUACAAGACCAUUUACUUCAUCUUCCACAUUAUCAUCAGCAUCAUCAUCAUCAUCAUCGUCAUCAUUAUCCAUUCCCUCUUUGUCAUCAUUACAUUUUCAAGAAAAUUGUGAAAUACAUGGAUUAACCCCUAAAACAUUAAUCGAUACGGUCAUAUUAGAUGAAAUGAAAAAUAACAAAAUCAAUAAACCAAUCAUGUCAAAAGACCCAAAUUCAUUAAAUGAUCCAUGUACAACAUUUCAAUCAACUUCAAAUUGUAUAGUAUUAUUAACACAUUCACAUCCUGUACUUGGAUUAUUACCUUAUGAAAUUGCAUCAAAAAUGGAUAGUUAUAAAGCAUCAAAAAUAUGUCAUCUUUGUUUAAAAGAAUUUACUGAUGAAAUGACAGUACUACAUCAUCAAGUUGAAGAACAUAGUCUUGAAGAUUAUUCCAAUGUAUCAAAUUCUAUAAAUGAAUCAAAUUCAUUAUUCAUUCGUUGAAAUGAAUCCAUAUUGAAAAACAAUAAACAACUAAGACAAACAACCAUAAGAUGCUAUUUAUUGAAUAGAUUAUGAUUAUACUUGUGUGAUAUCAUUUCAGAUAUUUAUGUAUAAAAUUGAUUUUUUUUUCUCUCUUAUUUUUUCUUUGUUUUUCUUCUCUCUUUUAUUGAUCUUUCUGGCGAUUUACUUUAUAUAAUAAACAGUUGACCAAGAA
Molecule: messenger RNA, 1810 nt
Organism: Schistosoma bovis
Lineage: Eukaryota; Metazoa; Platyhelminthes; Trematoda; Strigeidida; Schistosomatidae
Source: the annotation of a GenBank genome assembly